GUACGACGAUACUCAAUGCACAGUGAACAGCACUCGAGCUGAUGCUGGCUUGGCCUCUCUGCGCAGGGUUCACAAGAUACACAUCAAGGAGGGGAAGUGUGUUGUUAAGGUUGAAGAAGAGCCGCUGCCGACUCUGCCGUCUACUGCGACGAAUGCUUCUACCACGCCGACUCCAACUGAGACUACUACUAAUUCUACGAAGGUCCCGAAUGAGAUCGGAGCGUUCGCUUCAACAGCGGCCGAGCCCGAA
Molecule: messenger RNA, 250 nt
Organism: Perkinsus marinus ATCC 50983
Lineage: Eukaryota; Perkinsozoa; Perkinsida; Perkinsidae
Exons: 1
Source: RefSeq, a predicted model, not a curated record